Molecule: messenger RNA, 4409 nt
Organism: Eubalaena glacialis (North Atlantic right whale)
Lineage: Eukaryota; Metazoa; Chordata; Mammalia; Artiodactyla; Balaenidae
Gene: ARHGEF10L
Product: Rho guanine nucleotide exchange factor 10 like
Exons: 27
Coding region: 142-3858 (1238 amino acids)
Biological process (GO): positive regulation of stress fiber assembly; SREBP signaling pathway; actin cytoskeleton organization
Cellular component (GO): cytosol
Molecular function (GO): guanyl-nucleotide exchange factor activity; protein binding
Source: RefSeq, a predicted model, not a curated record
CAUGGGCGCCCGCGGCCGCCGGGGCAGCUGAGGUGCGGGCGGCCGCCGGCGCCUUUGUGAGCGGCGCGGACAACAAAGGCGCGGCCGAGCGGCCGGAGCCGGCGAGCGCUGGGACGGUGCUGGUGAGCUGCACCCUGUCUGAUGGCUUCCUCCCAUCCUCCACAGGCUGCCAUAGGAGAUCGGCUGCUUCCUGGAGGCCCAGGCCCCUCCCCCGAGGCAGAGGACGACCCUGGCGAGGCCUUUGAGUUUGAUGACAGUGACGAUGAUGACGAGGACACCAGUGCUGGCCUGGGCGUCCCAGGCGCUGCUCCAGAGAAGGAGGCAGAAGACGCCCCACUGAUCCACUUGGACUCCGCCCCCGUCGCUGACCCAGACCCAGCGGCCUCACCGCCCCAGACACAGGGGCCGGCCGUGGUGAGCAAUGGGGAUGCCGUGGACACAGCUUUCUCUGGGGUCCGGCACUCCAGCUGGAGACGGAAGAGCUCCCGUCGCAUCGACCGGUUUACUUUCCCCGCCCUGGAAGAAGAUGUGAUUUACGACGACGUCCCCUGCGAGAACCUGGACGCCCAUCAACCCGCAGGGGCAGAGAGGAACCUGCUCUACGAGGAUGUGCACCGGGACGGGGCACCCCGGGAGACGGAGGACCUAGGCUGGAGCUCCAGUGAGUUUGAGAGCUACAGCGAGGACUCCGGGGAGGAGGCCAAGCCGGAGGCGGAGCCCGCCAAACACCGAGUGUCCUUCCAGCCCAAGAUGACCCAGCUCAUGAGGGCCGCCAAGAGCGGGACCAAGGACGGGCUGGAGAAGACGAGGAUCGCCGUCAUGCGCAAAGUGUCCUUUCUGCACAGGAAGGAUGUCCUCGGUGACUCGGAGGAGGAGGACAUGGGGCUCCUGGAGGUCAGCGUUACGGACAUCAAGCCCCCAGCCCCGGAGCUGGGCCCCAUGCCAGACGGCCUGAGCCCGCAGCAGGUGGUCCGGAGGCACAUCCUGGGCUCCAUCGUGCAGAGCGAAGGCAGCUAUGUGGAGUCUCUGAAACGGGUACUCCAGGAUUACCGCAACCCCCUGAUGGAGAUGGAGCCCAAGGCGCUGAGCGUCCGCAAGUGCCAGGUGGUGUUCUUCCGCGUGAAGGAGAUCCUGCACUGCCACUCCAUGUUCCAGAUCGCCCUGUCCUCCCGCGUGGCCGAGUGGGACUCCACCGAGAAGAUUGGGGACCUCUUUGUGGCUUCGUUCUCCAAGUCCGUGGUGCUAGACGUGUACAGCGACUACGUGAACAACUUUACCAAUGCCAUGUCCAUCAUCAAGAAGGCCUGUCUCACCAAGCCCGCCUUCCUCGAGUUCCUCAAGCGGCGGCAGGUGUGUAGCCCCGACCGCGUCACGCUCUACGGGCUGAUGGUGAAGCCCAUCCAGAGGUUCCCGCAGUUCAUCCUCCUGCUUCAGGACAUGCUGAAGAACACCCCCAGGGGCCACCCGGACAGGCUCUCGCUGCAGCUGGCGCUCACGGAGCUGGAGACGCUGGCCGAGAAGCUCAACGAGCAGAAGCGGCUGGCCGACCAGGUGGCCGAGAUCCAGCAGCUGACCAAGAGCGUCAGUGACCGCAGCAGCCUCAACAAGCUUUUGACCUCAGGCCAGCGUCAGCUGCUCCUGUGUGAGACGCUGACGGAGACCGUUUACGGUGACCGCGGGCAGCUGAUCAAGUCCAAGGAGCGCAGGGUCUUCCUGCUCAACGACAUGCUGGUCUGCGCCAACAUCAACUUCAAGGGCCAGCUGGAGAUCAGCAGCCUGGUGCCCCUGGGGCCCAGGUACGUGGUGAAGUGGAACACGGCGCUGCCCCAGGUGCAGGUGGUGGAGGUGGGCCAGGAGGGCAGCUCCUAUGACAAGGACAACGUACUCAUCCAGCACGCCGGCGCCAAGAAGGCCUUGGCUGCGGGCCAGGCCCAGAAUAAGGUGUACCUCGGGCCCCCGCGCCUCUUCCAGGAACUGCAGGACCUGCAGAAGGACCUGGCUGUGGUGGAGCAGAUCACCUUCCUUGUCAGCACGCUGCACGGCACCUACCAGAACCUGAACAUGACCGUGGCUGAAGACUGGUGCCUGGCCCUGCAGAGACUUACGCGGGUGAAGGAGGAAGAGAUCCACUCGGCCAACAAGUGCCGCCUCAGGCUCCUGCUUCCCGGGAAACCCGACAAGUCCGGCCGCCCCAUCAGCUUCAUGGUGGUCUUCAUCACCCCCAACCCCCUGAGCAAGAUCUCCUGGGUCAACAGGUUGCACUUGGCCAAGAUCGGACUCCGGGAGGAGAACCAGCCGGGCUGGCUGUGUCCGGACGAGGACAAGAAGAGCAAAGCCCCGUUCUGGUGCCCAAUCCUGGCCUGCUGCAUCCCCGCCUUCUCUUCCCGGGGCCUCAGCCUGCAGCUUGCGGCCCUGGUCCACAGCCCUGUCAGCUGUCCCCUGGUGGGCUUCUCGGCUGUCAGCACCUCCCUUCCACAGGGCUACCUCUGGGUCGGGGGCGGGCAGGAGGGUGCAGGGGGCCAGGUCGAGAUCUUCUCCCUGAACCGGCCCGCGCCCCGCACGGUCAAGUCCUUCCCGCUGGUGGCCCCUGUGCUCUGCAUGGAGUACAUUCCGGAGCCGGAGGAGGGGGAGAGCAGAGACGGAGACAAGAAGUGCUCGGCUGCUGACGCCUCGUCUGGAGUGCACCCCACCAUCUGCCUCGGGCUCCAGGAUGGCAGCAUCCUGGUUUACAGCAGCGUGGACACGGGCACCCAGUGCCUGGCGACCUGCAGGAGCCCAGGCCUGCAGCCCGUGCUCUGCCUGCGACACAGCCCCUUCCACCUGUUUGCCGGCCUGCAGGAUGGGACCCUCGCCGCGUACCCCGGGACCAGCGGAGGCGUCCCCUGGGACCUGGAGAGCCCGCCCGUGUGCCUGACUGUGGGACCUGGGCCCGUCCGCACCCUGCUGAGCCUGGAGGACGCCGUGUGGGCCAGCUGUGGGCCCCGGGUCACUGUCCUGGAUGCCACCAGGUUGCAGACUCAGCAAAGCUUCGAGGCACACCAGGACGCGGCCGUGAGUGUGACACACAUGGUGAAGGCGGGCAGCGGCGUCUGGAUGGCCUUCUCCUCCGGCUCCUCCAUCCGCCUCUUUCACACGGAGACGCUGGAGCAUCUGCAGGAGAUCAACAUCGCCACCAGGACCACCUUCCUGCUGCCAGGCCAGAAGCACCUGUGUGUCACCAGCCUCCUCAUCUGCCAGGGUCUGCUCUGGGUGGGCACUGACCAGGGUGUCAUCGUCCUGCUGCCUGUGCCUCGGCUGGAAGGCAUCCCUAAGAUCACAGGGAAAGGCAUGGUCUCGCUCAACGGUCACUGUGGGCCUGUGGCCUUUUUGGCUGUGGCCACCAGCGUCUUGGCCCCCGAUAUCCUGCGGAGUGACCAGGAGGAGGCCGAGGGGCCGCAAGCCGAGGAGGACAAGCCGGACAGUCAGGCUCAUGAGCCAGCACCCGUGCCCGCGAGCCACGUGGGCCGAGAGCUGACCCGCAAGAAGGGCAUCCUUUUGCAGUACCGCCUGCGCUCCACCGCCCACCUCCCGGGCCCGCUGCUCUCUGUGCGGGAGCCGGAGCCCAUGGACGGCUCAGCCCUGGAGCACAGUGAGGAGGACGGCUCCAUCUACGAGAUGGCUGAUGACCCCGACGUCUGGGUGCGCAGCCGGCCCUGUGCCCGUGACGCCCACCGCAAGGAGAUCUGCUCGGUGGCCAUCAUCUCCGGAGGGCAGGGCUACCGCAACUUCGGCGGCGCCCCGGGCGGCAGCGGGAAACCAGCCCCGUGUGGGGAGACGGACAGCGCCCUCCUCAUCUGGCAGGUGCCCUUGACGCUAUAGCCCCCACCCAGGCCGCGCAGCUGCAGGCCUGGCCGCAGCCAAGCCGGGCUCUCGGCCUGCUGUGGACCCUCCCAGCGGUCCAGGGUCCCCAGGGAGCACGGGGGGGCAACGCCUUCCAGGGACCUGCAUGGCGCCAUGCGGACGGGCCUGGAACUCCGGUAACUACCUGAGCGGGGCAGAGGAAAACCUCUUCCUUUUUAAGAAAAAAAAAAAAUUUCAGAGUGUUUAGGGGAGUGGUUUGGGUUUGGGGAGAGGGAGGACACCUCUGGAGAAGAUGGCCUUCUUUUUAAAAGCAAAAAACACAAAACCUCACAACUGCCUGGCAAGCCCAGUGCCUCUCGUCCAGGCCCGAGCGGGGCUCAGGGGCGGCCACGCACCCCUCCUGGAAGGGUGCGUGUGUGUGAGUGUAUGAGAGUGUGUGGGCUGGUGUGUGAAUAUAUAUAAAUACGUAUAUAUGGUGUAUAUUAUAUGUGUAUAAAGUCUGUACAUAUUGGAGCUCUGGGAGAUGCUGGAAUAAAAGGCAAGAAUAACGUCAGUACUUGGAUUGAGGG